CAUCAUCGUGCAGUCAUUGGUUGGGUCAACAGAUCACGUGAUUUGGAUAUUCACCACUGAACUCUGACCCUGCGCCCUGCGAGCCGUAAGGCCAACACGUGUGUUGAGUUAUGGGAAGAAAACUAAUUUUGGACGUUGACACUGGCAUCGAUGACUCAGCCGCCAUUAUCCUGGCAUUGAGUCACCCGGAUGUGGAAGUGCUUGGUGUCACGUGUGUAAGCGGAAACGUUCACGUGGACAAGGUCAUUCGAAAUACAUUGAGAGUUCUCAAAGUAUGUGAUCGAGUUAAUGUUCCGGUCUUCAAGGGAGCAGAUUCCCCAAUUAUACCCCACAACCGUGAACCAGUUUCCUUCCAUGGCAACGACGGACUAGGGGAAAUUGACUGGGACGAAGAGGUCGACACAAGUGUCGUCCAAUCAGAACACGCCGUCAAUGCUCUUAUUCGAUUGGUCAACUUGUUUCCAGGGGAGAUUACUCUAGUUCCUGUUGGGCCACUUACAAACAUCGCACUGGCAUUGAAAAUGGACCCGGAGUUCGGCAAGAAGGUGAAGGACGUCUACAUCAUGGGUGGUAACUAUAAAGGUAUAGGAAACAUCACUAUGAGCGGAGAGUUCAACUUCCACUCUGACCCGGAGGCGGCCUUCAUCAGUCUGCACGGCCUCGGUGACGUCAAUGUUGUCCCAUGGGAGACUUGCAUGGACGCGGAGAUUCCAUGGGCCUCAUAUGACAAAUGGAUGAAGGCUGAGACUCCCAAAAGCAAGUUUGUGGAGAGAAUGACGAAUUACUGGGUUGUGAAACGCGACUUCCGGAAUACACGGACGGGCAUCCGGUUGUGUGAUCUGAACGCCAUGGCUGCCUGUAUCAACGAAACGUCGAUCUUGGAAAAGAAGAAGGUUUAUGCAACGAUAGAACUUUGCGGCGCUGUCACACGAGGGCAGAUGGCUGUCGACUGGCGAACAAAUUCUAACGAAACGCCAAAUGUUACCGUUAUAACUAAAAUAUGUACCGAGGCUGUGACGCGACUAUUUGCAGAUGCCCUGAGUUGAUGAAACUGGGAACUGUGUUCGCAGUAACCCCAAAACCUGUGUUCGUCAUCACGAGGCGACUACGUCCAUAUAGUGGUCAAGUUGUGGUUUGGUAGAUGACGAGUCAUUGUACCCCGGCGGUGAGGGGGCUUAUCUUUCUUAUGUCAAACACUCUUCAGUCUGAUCCAAAAUAUUCUUUUGCAAGCCACCGUGUUGUUGCAGGAAUAUUGCUGAAUUGUACAGCAAAUGCAAAGACAACAUUGAAUGAAUUCUCUGGGAUUAGAUAUUCAUGUAGAAUAAGUUUUCGAUGUAAAAUGUCCAUUGAUAAUAAACAGUACUUAGAAA
Molecule: messenger RNA, 1370 nt
Organism: Haliotis rubra (blacklip abalone)
Lineage: Eukaryota; Metazoa; Mollusca; Gastropoda; Lepetellida; Haliotidae
Product: inosine-uridine preferring nucleoside hydrolase-like
Exons: 6
Coding region: 111-1046 (311 amino acids)
Molecular function (GO): hydrolase activity, hydrolyzing N-glycosyl compounds
Source: RefSeq, a predicted model, not a curated record